AUGGGUAGCUCACCGAACCAGAACCAAGAAGAGCCAGUGGCCACACAAGCUCCUCCUUCUCUAGCCCCAUCUCUCCAAAAGACAGAAGAAGAGGUAGUAGAAGGACGUCUACAGGCAGCAGUGGUUAAGUCGGUCACGCGACAAAAAUUUGAAGCCGAAAACAAAAACAUGGCGACGCGAACACGGACACUCCUCAAAGUAUCGGCGUCGGCUCUGCCCAGCCAUCUCACAGCCAGCACGCUGUCGGGGCCGUCACGCAUCUCCGUACCGCCGAUAGUCCUGAUUGACGAGACCGCCGGGUCGUUGCUCGCCUUCUACCAUCUCGGGCCCCAGCUGUCGGGCCACGUGGGCCUUGUCCACGGCGGGUUCCUCGCCGUCUUGUUGGACGAGUGUAUGGGCCGGGCGUGUUUCGGGCGCCUGCCGGAACGGAUUGGCGUCACGGUGAAUCUGUCGAUGAACUACAAAAAGCCCGUCAGGGUGGACAGCGUGGUCGCGGUUCGAGCCGUGACUGAUCGCAUCGACGGACGCAAAGCUUGGGUCCAAGCCAGCAUCAUUCUUAUUGAAGAGGACGAAGAAGGGAAGGGCAUCGAAAAUUCUCAUAUAGAGGAGGAAAAGGAUGUCGCAGUGGAAGCAACUGCUCUGUUCAUCCAACCGAGAUGGGCGGCAAGCAUGGAACCCGUGGUGUAG
This is a messenger RNA of Capronia epimyces CBS 606.96, 687 nucleotides long. RefSeq lists its product as uncharacterized. The record is from RefSeq and is a predicted model, not a curated record. The transcript has a single exon. The coding region runs from base 1 to 687 and encodes 228 amino acids. NCBI's taxonomy places the organism in Eukaryota, Fungi, Ascomycota, Eurotiomycetes, Chaetothyriales, Herpotrichiellaceae.